Pygocentrus nattereri (red-bellied piranha) is the source of this 2892-nucleotide messenger RNA. RefSeq names its product multidrug and toxin extrusion protein 1-like. The record is from RefSeq and is a predicted model, not a curated record. Gene Ontology annotation, molecular function: antiporter activity; xenobiotic transmembrane transporter activity. Gene Ontology annotation, cellular component: membrane. Lineage: Eukaryota; Metazoa; Chordata; Actinopteri; Characiformes; Serrasalmidae. Gene Ontology annotation, biological process: xenobiotic detoxification by transmembrane export across the plasma membrane. The transcript is spliced from 17 exons. Bases 15 to 1913 code for a protein of 632 amino acids.
CUCCUGCAGUGACUAUGUCUUUAGUGAAGGAGAGAACGGAGGAGAUGAUGGAUGGAUCCAGUGCUGGGGCCGAAGCUCCUUCCAUGGAGCCCAGUUCCAGGUUGUUCUGCUGUGGCUGGUUGAGGCGCUGCCUCCCUCUGACUUACAGAGAGGAGCUCUACCACAUCCUGUGUAUGACUGGACCCCUGGUUGCAUCUCGCAUCCUGAAUUAUCUGCUCCCAUUUGUCAUAACAAUGUUUUGUGGUCGCCUAGGAAACAGCGAGCUGGCUGGUUAUGGAAUAGCCUCAGCUACCAUCAGCAUUACAACAGCUGCCACAGGUACAGGACUUGCACUGGCUUGUGACACUUUGGUCUCUCAGACGUUUGGGAGAAAGAACCUGCUACGCGUGGGGGUGAUCCUACAGAGGGGCAUUCUAAUCCUCCUGCUCUUCUGCCUGCCAUGCUGGGCUCUGCUUAUCAACACCCAGCCCCUCCUUCUCCUCCUGGGACAAGACCCUGAGGUGGCCAGGAUAGCCCAGCUGUAUGUGCUUGUUCACUUGCCUGCUGUACCAGCUAUGUUUCUGCAUCAGCUUCAAGUAGCUUAUCUUCAGAACCAGGGUGUGAUCCUACCACAGAUGUAUGCAGCAGCUGCAGCUAACAUCGCCAAUGUGCUGACAAAUUAUAUCCUGAUCGUCUGGUUGGACUUUGGGUUGUAUGGGUCCGCUGCAGCCAGUACUCUGGCAGAGGUCUACAUUUGUGUUUUUCUCUAUGCUUACAUUCGCUGGAAGAGGCUGCACACUGAAACAUGGGGAGGUUGGUCUUUAGAGUCACUGCAGGAAUGGGGGGCUUACAUGAAGUUAGCAGUCCCCAGCUCAAUGAUGCUGUGCUUUGAGUGGUGGAUAUACGAACUAGGAGGAUUCUUAGCAGGGAUGCUGAGCGAAUUGGAUCUUGCAGCUCAACAUGCAGUCAUCACGUUGGCAACCUUGAACUACAUGUUCCCUUUAGGCAUUCAGGGUGCAGCUUGUGUGCGUGUGGGUAAUGCACUUGGGGCUGGAGACACUGCUGGAGCCGUCCUCACGUGCAAAGUUUCUCUGACAUGCACAGCUAUCCUAGCUGUCUUACAGGGUGCUGUGUUGGCUUCAUUGAAGUCAUUCAUUGGUUUCUUAUUUACAGAUGAUAGGCAGAUUGUAGAGCUAGUGUCAAAACUUAUGAGUGUCUACUGCGCUCUGGAGUUCUUUGAUGGUCUUGUGUGUGUCUGCAUGGGCAUUCUCCUGGGUUCAGGGCAGCAGAAGAUAGCAGCUGUGGCUAACCUCUUUGGUUACUACUGUAUUGGACUUCCACUGGGCAUCUCUCUCAUGUAUGCAGCAAAACUAGAAAUUAUUGGUUUUUGGUUGGGACUUCUUAUCUGUGUUUGCAUACAGUCUACAUUUUUCAUCAUUGUCAUUUUCAAACUUAACUGGGAGAGAUUAACAAAACAGGCCAUUGAACGUGCUGGAAAAUAUAAGAAGUCUGGGAUGAUAUCAGAUUUUGAAAGUGAUCCAAAUCGUCUGAUGCCAGAGAGUUUAGGCCCAAUGGAAUGCAUGUCAAACAAUGCAGAGAAUGGGAAUGAUUACCAGGCCGUGAGCUCUCAGGACUCAGAUGACGUCAGGAGCACACCAGUGGAUCAGGAACGACUGAGCAUCAGUCAGGAAGGAGCAAGAAUGCAUCAGGACGGAGGAAAGAGUUCAGAACCACUGUCUACCUCUCAGCUCAUCAUCAGGAGAGGCCUGACCACUCUGGCUGCUGUCCUCAUCUUUGCUGUAGGGAUGUCUAUUCAUAUCAUAGUGCCUCUGCCUGAGGUUCCUCAUGCUCUUGGUGCCAAUGCCACACAGUCUAACACCACGCUGCACUAUACUACACCUUCUCCUCAGACUACUUCAUUGAUGUCAAUUUGAAAUCAGCAUUCAGUUCUUUGACCUUUAUAAUCUUUAAUCUGAAAGACUUGUCAAAAUAAAGAUUUUAGGCUUGUUGUUGUGAAACUGCUGUUUUACACUGUCAUUUGAAACUGAGUUUGUCUUUUCAUUCUGUUGUUAUCUAUCUAUCUAUCUAUCUAUCUAUCUAUCUAUCUAUCUAUCUAUCUAUCUAUCUAUCUAUCUAUCUAUCUAUCUAUCUAUCUAUCUAUUAACAAAAGCUACAAGUGUCCUUGGCGUUCUAUAUAGUUAAUAUUUCCAGCAGUUUUUUUUACUCAGUUAACCCUUUCUGAACAUGUUCAAUAGUUCAUAGAGCUAUUUGUGUAACACUCUGUGUGGAAGUACAAGGUUAUAGGUGCUAUAUUCACUGCCAGUCUUGCAAAAUACCCAUUUAUGUUUCAGAAAUAGAAAGGAAUUUUCCACCCUCAAAAAAACAUAAAUCAGUGGUUGUAAUGGCUGUUAUCGUACUUUGUGAAACUCAACAUUAAGCUCGCAGGAAUUGUUUGUUUCUCCCAGCCGACCCCAUGAAGUCUUUCAUCUCUGCUUUCUUUGUAUCCGCAGCUCAUGCGCCUGUUCCUGAGUUUCCUCCUUUUCUUUGUGGUCACAAUGUUCAGCAGUGGUCCGCGAAAUCCAGUUUAUAUACUCAUACUUUUCUAAGAAUGCACAUAGAGGUGUGACUUAGUAUCCCAGGCUCAGACCUCAGAUGAGCUCUCCCUUUUGUAUAGUCGUCUUUGUGUUCACAUGCUUUUUGGGUGAUGUGAUGUAAUGUGAUGUGAUGGCUAGGAGCAAUGUGUAUGCCUGUGGGUGCACUCAUGAAAAAGGUUUUUGAGCUCUUAUACAUAUUAUUGCAAAGAAAUAAGAUGAAAUAUGAAGGACUUAAUGGCUCUAAUGUCUGUGUCCUUUAAAAGGAAUGUACAUUAGAGUAAAGCUUGUGUUCAUGUUUCGUAAUACGAUGAUUUAAACA